AUGUUUUGGGUGCCUUUACCAUGUGAAGGAAUUAAGUUUCCGAGCGCGUUUUGCGACUCUGCCCUACUAACAUUUCAAGCAAUCACUUUUAAGCGAUUUUGUUAUUUUGAUCAACCAUCUACACGGUGUUUUUCGCAAUAUUUACCCACAUAUUCAAACCUACAAUCACAAGAAGAAUCUUCAACGUCUUCUACAACUCACAUUUCCACCAGUCACAAUAAUAACAACGUUUAUUACAAUAGUCGGUCCAAUUUGUUGGCUAUUAAAAAUAAAGACAAAAAAAAAUUGCUUAUAAAGUCCCCAAACAAUCCUAUAAAAAUGGAGGAAUCCGUUAAAUUAUUGUAUCCUGGUUCUGAUCAAGUAAUAAUCCUUCCAAAAUUUUACAGUGACGCAAAUGUGAAUAAGAAAUCGGAUUACUGGGAUUAUGAAAACUUCACUAUUGAGUGGAACAACCCUGAUGGAUACCAAAUCACGCGAAAGAUAGGGAGAGGGAAGUAUAGUGAAGUUUUUGAGGGAAUUUGCGUUGAUACUGGUGAUAAAUGUGUCAUCAAAAUUUUAAAACCUGUCAAGAAGAAGAAGAUUAAACGCGAGAUUAAGAUACUGCAAAAUCUCUGCGGCGGCCCAAACAUAAUCAAGCUAUUAGACAUAGUCAAAGAUCCACAAAGCAGAACCCCAUCUUUGAUAUUUGAGUAUAUUGAUAACACAGAUUUCAAGACUUUAUACCCUACUUUAAGUGAAGAUGAAAUUAAAUACUACAUGUACCAGCUGCUUAAGGCGGUUGAUUAUUGUCACAGUCAGGGGAUCAUGCAUAGGGAUGUAAAACCACAUAAUGUGAUGAUCGAUCAUAAGAAAAAGGAAUUGAGACUUAUCGACUGGGGAUUAGCUGAAUUCUAUCAUCCAGCACAAGAAUAUAAUGUUAGAGUGGCCAGCAGAUAUUAUAAAGGGCCUGAAUUACUGGUUGAUAUGCAAAUUUACGAUUAUUCAUUGGACAUUUGGAGUAUCGGAUGUAUGAUAGCCGGACUGGUGUUUAAGAAAGAACCUUUCUUUUAUGGCCACGAUAACUAUGACCAACUGGUUAAGAUUGCUAAGGUAUUAGGUACUGAUGGUCUGUCAAAAUAUCUUUCAAAAUUUGGUCUACAACUUGGCCAGCAAUAUCAGGAGACAAUGGGUGUCUAUCCCAGGAGGCCUUGGUACAAAUUUAUUACAUUCGAAAACCAGAAUUUGGCCACGCCUGAAGUUAUUGAUUUGAUCGACAAAAUGCUUGUUUACGAUCAUACCGACAGAAUAACACCCAGAGAAGCUAUGCAGCACCCAUACUUCAAAGGUGUACAAGAGUAA
Babesia microti strain RI is the source of this 1338-nucleotide messenger RNA. RefSeq names its product CSNK2A, casein kinase II subunit alpha. Gene Ontology annotation, biological process: protein phosphorylation. The record is from RefSeq and is a predicted model, not a curated record. The transcript has a single exon. Gene Ontology annotation, molecular function: protein serine/threonine kinase activity; ATP binding. Lineage: Eukaryota; Apicomplexa; Aconoidasida; Piroplasmida; Babesiidae. Bases 1 to 1338 code for a protein of 445 amino acids. Gene Ontology annotation, cellular component: protein kinase CK2 complex; nucleus; cytosol.